Molecule: messenger RNA, 2482 nt
Organism: Dermochelys coriacea (leatherback sea turtle)
Lineage: Eukaryota; Metazoa; Chordata; Testudines; Dermochelyidae
Product: chymotrypsinogen 2-like
Biological process (GO): proteolysis
Molecular function (GO): serine-type endopeptidase activity
Source: RefSeq, a predicted model, not a curated record
GGGGUCUCCUUCUAGGGGGUCGCAAAGCGAGGGGGACCUGCUUAUCCACCGGCUGUUCCCCGAAUGCAAACGAGUCUGCGCUUGACUGGAUGGGACCCUGUGUAUCCACCACGGGCUCCAGGGCUGGGGAGAGCUAUGGGGAGCGGGGAUCGUGGGCAGAGAAACAAGGGGUGUCACAGGGAGACUGGCCCUUUAAGAGAGAAGAGGCCCAUGCCCCUGUGACUGGUCAGCUGCCUCCCAGGUGGGCUUAAGAAAGGAUGGGGGGGGGAAGGACAAGGAGAGAGGUAGGGGGCAGAGGUACAUCGUAUCGCAUGGAGGGUAGGACUAGCUCAAGGUGCAAGCCAUUGUUGGGGAGAACAGCCUAGAGCUGGGGAGCCCAGUUGAGUUUUGGGAGCUGUUGUGCUCAGACCCCUAGGAACAAGGGGAAGAACAGGGCCGGUUAGGGGGCACUAAGCCUGAACCAAGAGGAUUUGAUGCUGGAUGGGGGAUCUGGAGUAGGACUUCAAGCGAAGAGACCCGUGCGGUGGGAUACCGCGGGGAGCCCUCUCCUGGGAGACCAGACUGGGGGCUCCAGGGGAAGAGCGAAUCUGGAGGCCCUCAGGGGCAUGGCUGGAGAGUAGAGCCUGGAGCAGGGGCAAAGAGCCGGGAACAGGCUGGAUACACUCCAUGGAAAGCGGCUAUGGCUGUCCUUCGGGGGUUUGGGCAGACCAGUUUUACCAUGAGGGUUCUGCAUGUUCCUGAACAUGUACACGAAUACACCGUGCCCAGAGGUGGGCCUUGAACUGCACACUGAGACACUGUAUUCCUGUCUAGGGGCGAUGGAAGGGGAAACGGAGGCAGAUGUCCCAAUUGUGCAGCAGCCUUGGGCCACCCUGUUCCAGGUGCAUGGAAGAAGCAAAGGCUGGCUGCAUGGAGCUGGGGUGGACAAAGGAGGGCUAUGCAGACAGCUGUAGGGAUGGGGUGACAGGCAGGCAGGGAUAGCUGAAGCGGGAGGUGGCCAGAGGACAGUUGUUGCGGUGGUGGUUGCGGUGAAGUGGGAAUUUUCUGGGCUAUUUUUAGGAAGCUGGUGUGUGCCUCAGUUUCCCCUCUUUGCUGCAUUGUUACCCAGUGGGGUGGAAAAGAACUGUUUGUUCUCAAGGCAGGUGAAGAGACAAGUGGCACUAGCUGUCUGGGCCUGAGUCCCCAUAUCAAUUGAGUGUCUGAGAAGACAACAGCAAACUCAAUCUCAGGGCGCUGACAGCCAGCGAACAAGGGAUUGCCCGUCUCUGGCAGGGAAGCUGGGCAAGGAUCCCAGGCUGCCAAACACCGGCCUGGAAGGCAUAAGAGAAGAACUGGCUGCUGGAAGGAGUCAGGCCUCUCGUCUGGAGGAGACAGUGGAGUCUGAGACCACAUCCAAUGCCUAUACGAGACCCCACCGAAAUCUCAUCCACCCCAUAGCAGGACCCAUGUAGGCCGCGUCCACCCCAGUCCAGCCAGACUCCCGAGAGACCGCGUCCACCCUCUGCAGGACCCCGAGGAGCUCUGCGCAUGAGACAUGGCACAGGCUGACGUCUGCCACCUCCCGUGAGCUGCCCCUGGCAGAAUUAUACAAAGGGCUGCUGACCCUGCUUAGUCUCCGUGACCCAUGUAAGAAGCAGAAUGGCCUUCCUCUGGGUCCUGCCCUGUCUCACCUUCCUGGGCUCUGCCCAUGGCUGCAGCCUCCCUGCCAUCCAGCCUGCCAUCAGCGGCUAUGCACGAACCGUGAACUGUGAGAUGGCGGUUCCUGGAUCCUGGCCCUGGCAGGUCUCCCUGCAGGACAACACCAGCUUCCAUUUCUGCGGCGGCUCCCUGAUCAGCGAGAACUGGGUGGUCACCACUGCCCACUGCAGCGUCAGCACCAGUGACCGUGUGGUUCUGGGGGAAUUUGACCAAGGCUUUCCGGCUGAGGAUGUGCAAGUCCUGCAGAUCGCCCCGAUUUUCAAGAACCGCAAAUUCAGCAGUCUCCAGUAGAACGAUAUCAGCCUGCUCAAGCUGGCCACCCCAGCCAACAUGACGGACUGUGUGUCCCCCUUGUGCCUGCCCGAGGCCACUGACAACUUUCCCAGAGGCCUGACCUACGUGACCAGAGGCUGGGGCCUGACCGAUCCCAGCGCUCAGAACACCCCAGAUGAGCUGCAGCAGGCGGCCCUGCCCCUGCUGACCAAUAUGCAAUGCAAGACCUACUGGAGCUUCAGGAUCACUGACGUCAUGAUCUGCGCCGGCGCUGCUGGAGCCUCCUCCUGCAUGGGCGACUCCGGCGGCCCCCUGGUGCGCCAGAAGGACAGUGCCGGGACCCUGGUGGGGAUCAUCUCCUGGGGAAGCAGCACCUGCUCCCCCUCCGUGCCCAGCGUUAACACUCAUAUCACCAAGCUCAGGGCCUGGAUUGACCAGACCAUCGUGGCCAAUUAACGGAGCAGCACGUUCCCAGCGUGACGGGUCAAUAAAGGCACAUCAGAGACCAGCU